Messenger RNA from Gracilinanus agilis (Agile Gracile Mouse Opossum), 3724 nucleotides. It is a transcript of the gene SNX27, whose product is annotated as sorting nexin 27. Gene Ontology annotation, cellular component: early endosome. The transcript is spliced from 12 exons. The record is from RefSeq and is a predicted model, not a curated record. Gene Ontology annotation, biological process: signal transduction; intracellular protein transport. Bases 1 to 1656 code for a protein of 551 amino acids. Gene Ontology annotation, molecular function: protein binding; phosphatidylinositol-3-phosphate binding. Lineage: Eukaryota; Metazoa; Chordata; Mammalia; Didelphimorphia; Didelphidae.
AUGGCGGACGAGGACGGGGAAGGGAUUCACCCUUCAGCCCCUCAGCGGAACGGCGGCGGCGGAGGCGGUGGCGGGUCCGGGCUCCUGGGCGCCGGGAACGGCGGCGGGGGCGGCCCGCGGGUGGUGCGCAUCGUCAAGUCCGAGUCCGGCUAUGGCUUCAACGUCCGGGGCCAAGUGAGCGAGGGCGGGCAGCUGCGGAGCAUCAACGGGGAGCUGUACGCGCCGCUGCAGCAUGUGAGCGCCGUGCUGCCCGGGGGGGCGGCCGACCGCGCCGGGGUGCGCAAGGGGGACCGCAUCCUGGAGGUGAAUGGCGUGAAUGUGGAAGGGGCAACACACAAGCAGGUGGUGGAUCUGAUCCGAGCUGGUGAAAAGGAAUUGAUCUUGACAGUGUUAUCUGUACCUCCCCAUGAGGCAGAUAACCUUGAUCCCAGUGAUGAUUCAUUGGGACAGUCCUUUUACGACUAUACGGAAAAGCAAGCGGUGCCCAUAUCAGUCCCCACAUAUAAACAUGUGGAGCAGAAUGGCGAGAAGUUUGUGGUGUACAAUGUUUACAUGGCAGGAAGGCAGCUGUGCUCUAAGCGGUACCGGGAGUUUGCAAUCCUGCACCAGAACCUUAAACGAGAGUUUGCCAACUUUACUUUUCCUCGCCUGCCAGGGAAGUGGCCAUUCUCAUUAUCAGAACAGCAGUUGGAUGCCCGACGUCGUGGGUUGGAGGAGUACCUGGAGAAAGUGUGUUCGAUACGAGUCAUUGGUGAGAGUGACAUCAUGCAAGAGUUCCUCUCGGAGUCAGAUGAGAACUACAAUGGCGUGUCUGAUGUCGAACUGAGAGUGGCUUUGCCAGAUGCUACCACAGUGACGGUCCGAGUCAAAAAGAACAGCACCACGGACCAGGUGUAUCAGGCUAUUGCAGCAAAGGUUGGCAUGGACAGCACGACUGUGAAUUACUUUGCCUUGUUUGAGGUGAUUAAUCACUCCUUUGUACGUAAGCUGGCUCCCAACGAAUUCCCCCACAAGCUCUAUGUCCAGAACUACACAUCAGCUGUGCCAGGCACCUGCCUGACUGUCCGAAAAUGGCUCUUUACUACAGAAGAAGAGGCACUGCUGAAUGACAAUGACCUUGCAGUUACCUACUUCUUCCAUCAGGCUGUUGAUGAUGUGAAAAAAGGUUAUAUCAAAGCAGAGGAAAAAUCGUACCAGUUACAGAAGCUUUGUGAACAGAGGAAGAUGGUUAUGUACCUCAACAUGCUUAGGACCUGUGAGGGCUACAAUGAGAUUAUCUUCCCCCACUGUUCCUGUGACUCUAGGAGGAAGGGGCAUGUCAUCACAGCCAUCAGCAUCACGCACUUUAAGCUACACGCCUGCACAGAAGAGGGACAGCUUGAGAACCAGGUAAUAGCGUUUGAGUGGGAUGAGAUGCAGCGAUGGGACACAGAUGAAGAGGGCAUGGCUUUCUGUUUUGAAUACGCAAGAGGAGAGAAGAAGCCUCGAUGGGUUAAAAUCUUCACCCCAUAUUUCAAUUACAUGCAUGAGUGCUUCGAGAGGGUGUUCUGCGAACUCAAGUGGAGGAAAGAGAACACCUCUCCACUGCUAACACUGCUAACUCAGGUGGACUUGGAAUCAGACUUUGCAGAACUCAAGAAUGUGCUGAAAGCUUAAAGUUGCAGGAAGCGACUCCAGAUUUGAAGGCUUUCUCACAAGAUUAACUUUGUCAUUUGGGUUUUUAACCAAUUUAAGACGAGCCAAAAGCUUUGGAAAGAGAAAAUGUUGGUUUCUUCCUCCAAGUCGCUAGGAGGUUUUUGGCCAUAGUUAUGUUCAUGAUAGAAACCUGCCCUUCUCUGUCAUGGGGAGGGACAGACCCACUAGAGAAUCCACAAAUAGAAACGUUGCUGGCUUCAGAAUAGUGAGAGACACAUAGUUAAUGCCAUUUGGAUUUGUCUGCCCUCUUUGCACGGUGGUAAAAAGACCCAGCACUGGGGAGGAAGAGAUGAGGAAGCAAUGCCUUCCAGAUAACAUAGUCUUGCUUUUCUUUUUAAAUUUACCUCCCUAAAUCUCUAUGGUAUGCUACAGCUGCUGUGGGCCUUUCUUGACACUGUACAUUGUUACCCCUUUGUGCUUUGGCAGUCAGGGCAUAGGGCCCUAUGGAAAAAUGCCCCAAAGGCUGGAUGUUAUGGUAUGUGGGCAAUCCCUCUCUUGAAGCUGCCUCAUGAACAAAGAAAGCAUCCCAUUUGCAGUAGGGAUGAAGAGAGUUGGGGCUCCCCACCCCCAGUUAUACCUCAGGUUUCUGGUGGCAAAGGUCAGCAUGGCCCCAGGAACUUACAGGUUAGGAAAAUGAGCCCCUCUCUCCAUGAGCCAGUGUUGGUUAGAUCUGACAAGCUUCUCUUCCUCCUUUGCAGUUCCCUCUGCUCCUUUCCUUGCUGGGGCUGGCACAGUCCAAAUGUAUCCCCCAGUAGAGCCAGCAGGGUCUUACUGGCCCCACUUCCUCCCAUUUCUCCGAGGCAAGUGCAGAGAGCUUUGGAGACUGAGGAAGAGAAUGGCCCUGGGCAUACUCCUGCUUUCGAGGGAGGUGUCCUUUGGCCCCGUCUCCCAUUUCCCAAGGCCCAUCAUCUUCAGCUAGUCUCCAUGACUUUACACUUUGCCUAAGCUUUUGAUAAUUUUUGAAUGGUUCUGUGCUUUUCCUGGCUCCAUUCCUAAAUCCCCUCGAGAAUCCGCUCAGCUACGGUACAGAUCGGAGGGUGUUCAUGGUGACUUCUAGGCCUGGGCCGAGUUCUGAUGGAGGAAUCGGAAUCCAACUUCCACAGUCCCAACCCGGCCUGCUUAAAUAACUUUUGUGUUGACUGGGCCAGGUGAGUCCCCUACAGGCUUACCUUAGUUUCCCUUUUAGGCCCAACUCAGUCUCUAGAAUAGCAGGCUAGGGGUCCUCCAAGGGGCUUUUUCUGUCCUGUUCCUAAGUGCACCAGCUCAGGGGUCCAGCUCCUAGGCAGCACUUUUCCCCAGUCCUGGUCGGUUUAUAGAUCUCGGGGAACCUUCCUCACUCUUCUGCUAAGGAGACUGCCAUACCGUAAGGCUGGGCCAGGUUGAUUAUUGGCAUCUGAGGAGCCUAGAGCUGGAUCUCCGUAUGCUUCCUGGUAUUCCUUCCCAUACUCAGCGGCACUUUAGGAGGAAGAAGUGGUAGUGUGCCUAGAGGAAGAGCAAGUUUUUGCCGUUAGGGGUGGGUAUUGGGGAUACACUGACGUCCCCUUCCCCCCCCCCCACCUUCUCUCUCUUCACACCACUUUCCCCCAGAUCCAAGCAUGUUUUUUCCAGGCCUCAUUCAUACCAGGACAGCAUUGGGUUGCUUUCCAAGAUAAUAAUUUGGAAUGCAUGGACAGUCUAGGACUUUGGAGAAGGAACUUAAAAGAAGAGAGAGUGGAAGGUUUGGGCCAACUGCUAACAUGGAAACCAAUGUUGUAUCAUGUUCUCCCUUUUGAACUUAUGAUCUGGUCUCAGCUUUCCCCAGGCCAUGCACUCUUUUAAUUUAUUUGAGACAAACUUAAUUGUAUUUUCACUGCAGUAUCUUGUAUUUUUUAUUUGUGAUUUAAGAAAUGUGAAGAGAAAACACACAAUGGCUAACAGUGUUUCUUUCAUUCCUUGUUCUAGAGCUAACCACUCUAAAAUUGUUUGGUAAUGUCACUUAGUGUAAUUAAUUGUAACAUAUUCUUUUAAAUAAAUUGAUUUAUUGAUGAAA